Xyrauchen texanus (razorback sucker) is the source of this 699-nucleotide messenger RNA. RefSeq lists its product as uncharacterized. The record is from RefSeq and is a predicted model, not a curated record. Gene Ontology annotation, molecular function: cytokine activity. Lineage: Eukaryota; Metazoa; Chordata; Actinopteri; Cypriniformes; Catostomidae. Gene Ontology annotation, cellular component: extracellular region. The transcript has 4 exons. Bases 1 to 699 code for a protein of 232 amino acids. Gene Ontology annotation, biological process: macrophage differentiation; neutrophil differentiation; immune response.
AUGUGUGAGCUGUGCGUCAUAGUGUUACGCACUUCUGAUCUCUCUCUCUCUCUCUCUCUCUCUCCACCAGCUGUUCUCUUUGUCCCAUUAGUGGGAAUUGUGGGAUCUGCCACUCUCUCACAGAAACUGGACAUUAUGGACAAGGAUACUAUUGAACAGGUCCACAGUUUAAUCAGCAACAUUUUAGAAGAUAUUCCAGCAACUCAUGCAGCCUGGAUAAACUCCAAGAGUUUCACACUGGACAAGAGUUCCGAUGAUCUGAAGUUUCUGAAGGACUCAAUGAUACCUACCACCCCUGAACUUGAGAGCUUCUCAGAUCAUUUCAGUCUGGAAAUCUGCCUUGCUCGUAUAGUGGAGGGACUGAAGUUACAUCUGAAUCUGUUAAAAGUGAUCAGCAAAGCACCCACACUGACCCAGACAGACGAGGUGCAAGAACUUCAAGCUGGAAUUCUAGACCUUCUGCACCUAAUUGUCGAGUUACAGAGUCAAGUGGGAUAUGAGCAGCCAAUGCAGACACCAGACAACCAGCUAAAGACCCUCGAGCACUGCCUGGCUGAACCUCUGAAAGAUGCCUACAAUGCUGUUGUGGCGGCUCAACUCACCUUGCAACAGCUACAGGUGUUCAGUUGCGAGGUGCUGCGCAGUAUCCUCAGUAUCCGCAGCAGGACCUCCAGCAUGCCUGUCUCAGCAGAACAUUGA